This is a messenger RNA of Malania oleifera, 690 nucleotides long. RefSeq lists its product as uncharacterized. The transcript is spliced from 4 exons. Lineage: Eukaryota; Viridiplantae; Streptophyta; Magnoliopsida; Santalales; Ximeniaceae. The record is from RefSeq and is a predicted model, not a curated record. The coding region runs from base 1 to 690 and encodes 229 amino acids.
AUGACCUGUGACAACCAGCGGCGUUCAUGUGCUCUCCGUGAUUGGCAACAUGCACAUCAACAAGGAUACAAGGACACAAAUUUAGCUGCUCAGUGCGGUUAUAGGUAUAAGAUAUAUGUGGAAGGAGUCGCAUGGUCGGUCAGUAAAAAGUAUAUUCUAGCAUGGGAUUCUUUGUCUCUAUUUAUGAAGCUCUAUUACUAUGAUUUUUUCUCAAGAACUUUACUGCCUUUGAUCCACUACUGGCCCAUAAAUGAGAGAGAUGAAUGCAAAUCUCUUAAAUUUGCAGUUGACUGGGGCAACAAUCAUAUACGCAAGGCUCAAGAGAUUGGAAGAUCAAGCAGCAAUUUCAUUCAAGAGGAACUAAAGAUGAUUUAUGUAUAUGACUACAUGUUUCAUUUAUUAAAUGAAUAUGCAAAGCUAUUGAAAUACAAGCCAACUGUGCCUCCAGGAGCUGUUGAAGUGUGUUUAGAAACAAUGGUUUGCACAAGGAAAGUAAAUUUGGAGAAGAUGUAUAUGGUGGAAUCCAUGGUCGAGGGUCCUGCAGAUGCAGCACCAUGCAACCUUCCACCCCCUUAUGAUACUCUAGAUCUUCGAUCAUUUCUUAAAAGAAAAGAAGCUUUGAUAAAGCAAGUGGAGGUUUGGGAAGAAAUUGGAAAUAUUGGAGAGGAGAUCUUUUAUAAACCUAAAUAA